CCCCUCCGCUUGGAAUUGUGGGAUUGCAAUGGCUGCUCCCUAGUCUGUAAACAUACGCGUUGUGUUUACGAAAGCUGCCAUUUAAGUAAAUACUACUGACGGCCACGGAUCCGUGAUUUCCUAGCUGACUUGCCCGCUCUUAACUGGACCUCAAAUCUUUACCUUCAUGUGAGAAUAUCUUCAUUUUAUACCGAGAGAAAUACGCGGAGGUUUCACGCAGUUUCCCGCCCGGCCUCCUCGGGACCGAGCCGGAUAGCUCGCAGGCUAGCUAACGUUAGCCAACGUAUCCGAGAUAAUGGAUGAUGAUGUGUCCAUGCAUAGACUGGAAGGGACCGACCCAGAUUCUCAGGUUGGGGGGCUGAUAGUAAAGAAGAAGAGUGCCGCUGCAGAGCCCCAUGUUUUUCGGGCACCCACUCCGCGCACUUCCCUGCUGGGCUUGGAUCUGCUGGCAGCCCAGAAAAGGAAGGAGCGGGAGAGUAAGGAGCUGGCAGAUGCUAGUGCCGAUGACAGACAAAACAAGAAGUCAAAGGUGUCCUCCUAUAAGGACUGGGAAGAAGGUAAAAGUGACUCUGGGUCUGAUGAAGAAGACGAUGAAGAUAACAGUACCAGCGCUCAAAAGGAGAGCAGGAAGUAUCGUGUGACUGGCUCCGAGACGCCCUCAAACCCUGGAGGGGUCAGUGAAGAGUUCCGUCGUAGACACAAGCAGAGAGAGAAAGACAGACGUGAGCACGGAGUCUAUGCCUCCUCCAAAGAAGACAAGAAUCGAGAACGAGACAGAGACAGAGAUAGGAGCAGAGAUAAGGGCAGAGACCGAAGAAGUGAAAGAGGUGAAAGAGAUGAGCGAGAGGGCAGCCACAGCCGCAGCAGCAGCAGCAGCCGGUCAGAGCGCGGUGAGAGGAGUGAGCGCUCACAGAGAGAAGGCUGGUCUGAACGCAUCAGCCGAGGGAGUAAGAGAGAUGAACCUCUGACACCACAGACACGACCCAGAGAUUCUUUCACACCCUCUCGCUCCAACUGGGAGGAGGACGACAGUGGUUAUGCCAGCUCACGCCAUUCCCAGUGGGAGUCUCCGUCCCCCGCCCCGUCCAGCAGAGAGUCUGAUCGCUCUGAGCGAAGCCACCGCUCCAGCCGAGAGAGUGAGAGGAGGGACAGGUCAGUAAGAGGCCGUUACCCUGACGACACACCCCUGCCUACCCCGUCAUAUAAGUACAACGAGUGGGCUAAUGACAGAAAGCAUUUGGGUUCUACACCUCGUUUGUCACAAGGAAAAGGUAGGAAAGAAGAUGGUGAGGGAGGAAUUAUGUUUGAUAACGAGGUCGAGAAAGACCAGUGGCAGGAGGACCAGAAGCAAGCAGACAGAGAUUGGUACAUGAUGGAUGAAGGCUAUGAUGAGUUCCACAACCCUUUCACCUCCACAUCUGACGACUACGUAAAGAAGAGGGAGCAGAUCCUUCAGAAGCAGACGCAAAAAAGAAUAUCUGCCCAGAAACGACAGAUCAAUGAGGAUAAUGAGCGGUGGGAGACUAACCGCAUGCUGACCAGUGGUGUGGUGCAGAGGCUGGAGGUGGAUGAAGACUUUGAGGAAGACAAUGCUGCGAAGGUUCACCUGCUGGUUCACAACCUGGUUCCCCCCUUUCUGGAUGGAAGAAUAGUCUUCACCAAGCAGCCAGAGCCUGUCAUCCCUGUGAAAGAUGCUACCUCUGACAUGGCCAUCAUCUCUCGUAAAGGCAGCCAGCUUGUCCGUAAACACCGUGAGCAGAAAGAGCGCAAGAAGGCACAGCACAAACACUGGGAAUUAGCAGGCACCAAGUUGGGGGACAUCAUGGGGAUCCAGAAGAAGGAGGAAGCAGAUGUCUCUGGGGGAAAACCUGUUGGUGAGGACGGAAAAGUGGACUACAAAACCGAGCAAAAAUUUGCAGACCACAUGAAAGAAAAGUCUGAAGCCAGCAGUGAGUUUGCUAAAAAGAAGACUCUUCUGGAGCAGAGACAGUACCUGCCUAUUUUUGCUGUCAGACAACAACUUCUUAACAUCAUCAGGGACAACAGCAUUGUGAUUGUUGUUGGGGAGACGGGCAGUGGGAAGACCACCCAGCUGACACAGUACCUGCACGAGGAUGGCUACACUAGCUAUGGCAUGGUGGGCUGUACUCAGCCCCGAAGAGUGGCAGCCAUGAGUGUGGCCAAGAGAGUCAGUGAGGAGAUUGGCACCAACCUUGGAGAGGAGGUGGGCUACGCUAUCCGUUUUGAGGACUGCACAUCUGAGAAAACAUUAAUAAAGUACAUGACAGAUGGAAUCCUGCUCAGAGAGUCACUGAGGGAGUCAGACCUGGACCACUACAGUGCUGUUAUCAUGGACGAAGCUCACGAACGCUCCCUUAAUACUGAUGUGCUGUUCGGUCUGCUGCGUGAGGUUGUCUCUCGACGCACUGAUCUGAAGCUCAUAGUCACCUCCGCAACUAUGGACUCAGACAAGUUUGCUGCAUUUUUUGGCAACGUACCCAUAUUCCACAUUCCAGGGAGAACAUUUCCUGUUGACAUUUUGUUUAGCAAGACCCCUCAGGAGGACUAUGUGGAGGCAGCGGUGAAGCAGGCUCUGCAGAUCCACCUCAGUGGGUUGAUAGGAGACAUCCUCAUCUUUAUGCCUGGGCAGGAGGAUAUUGAGGUGACGUCUGAUCAGAUAGUGGAGCGGUUGGAGGACUUGGAGAAUGCUCCUCCUCUGGCUGUGCUGCCCAUCUACUCACAGCUGCCAUCUGACCUGCAGGCUAAGAUCUUUCAAAAGGCUCCAGAUGGUGUUAGGAAAUGCAUUGUUGCCACAAACAUCGCUGAGACCUCCCUCACUGUGGACGGUAUCAUGUUUGUCGUUGAUUCAGGAUACUGCAAACUAAAGGUUUUCAAUCCUCGCAUUGGAAUGGACGCUCUGCAGGUUUAUCCCAUCAGCCAGGCUAACGCCAACCAGCGUUCUGGCAGAGCAGGACGUACAGGACCAGGGCAGUGUUACAGACUCUACACUCAGAGCGCCUAUAAGAAUGAAAUGCUGACCACCACCAUACCGGAGAUCCAGAGGACCAACCUAGCUAAUGUAGUCCUGCUUUUGAAGUCCCUGGGUGUGCAGGAUUUGCUCCUCUUCCACUUCAUGGACCCUCCUCCUGAGGACAACAUGCUCAACUCCAUGUAUCAGCUCUGGAUCCUGGGAGCUCUGGACAACACAGGUGGUCUAACACCGACAGGGCGUCUGAUGGUGGAGUUUCCCCUUGACCCCGCCCUGUCUAAGGUGCUGAUUGUGUCCUGCGACAUGGGCUGCAGUGCUGACAUCCUCAUCAUCGUCUCCAUGCUGUCCGUGCCAGCCAUCUUCUACAGACCUAAGGGUCGUGAGGAGGAGAGCGACCAGGUGAGGGAGAAGUUCGCAGUCCCGGAGAGCGACCACCUUACCUACCUUAACGUCUACAUGCAGUGGAAAAACAACAACUACUCCAGCGCGUGGUGCAACGAGCACUUCAUCCACACCAAGGCCAUGAGGAAGGUGCGUGAGGUACGCUCCCAGUUAAAAGACAUCAUGGUGCAGCAGAGGAUGAACCUGAUUUCCUGCGGGUCAGACUGGGACAUCAUCAGAAAGUGCAUCUGUGCUGCUUACUUCCACCAAGCUGCCAAGCUCAAGGGCAUCGGUGAAUACGUCAACGUGAGGACGGGCAUGCCAUGUCACCUCCAUCCCACCAGCUCCCUCUUUGGCAUGGGCUACACUCCCGACUACAUCAUCUACCACGAGCUCGUCAUGACCACCAAGGAGUACAUGCAGUGUGUGACUGCAGUGGACGGAGAGUGGCUGGCAGAACUUGGGCCCAUGUUUUACAGCAUCAAACAUGCAGGAAGAAGCAGACAGGAGAACCGUCGCCGGGCCAAGGAGGAGAUCACCAACAUGGAGGAGGAGAUGUCCCUGGCUCAGCAGCAGUUGCUAUCGCGUCGGGAGGAGCAGGAGAGGAAGAACUGCAACACCGGCAGUGUCAGGGCGGUGAAAAUCUGCACACCAGGAAGAAGAGAGGAGGUCCCCAUGACGCCCAAGCGCACCCCGGCCCGCUUCGGACUGUAGAGCAAACCACCCAGCCUGAUUCCUAUAGACUCAUUUCCAUUUUGGACCUGGACCACACCAGCACAAGCGAACCACCCCAACUUCCAGCUGCCAGUCGUCCCUCCCAGCAUGGCUACAAUCAACUGCAGUUCAUGUACACACCACUAGAGUGAGAACUUGUAUAAGGCACAAGACUCAAGGACGAGUCGGGUCCAUCAACACGCCUCACUCCACCUUUUAUCAGCCGAUUGCUGUUUCCACGAUACAUUUAGGGACGAAAGGACUGUUUUUUUUGUUGUUUUUUUGUAUAUUCAGUUAUUCUGUGUGGUCAUUACUGAAGCAAAGCAUUUUUACAGACGUCUCUAUUAUGAGUUUACCUGCGCUAGAAAUAAUUUUCUACGGUCUGUUGCAUUUUCUCCAUCCGGGGGAAAACUGAAAAUCUGAAUUCAAUGUUACUUGUCUUUGUGUCCUUGUGUGCUACUAGUUCUUGUACAGUCGUGGCUUGAACAGCGUGCGUGACACCAUGAAGUGCUCCUCCAUAGACUGAAGCACUAUUCUAACUGUACUUGUGGCACGAGUGUCUUCAGACUCUAGAGUUGUGUUGUAAAAAAAAAAAAAACCCUAACACACACACACACACAAACACGCGCACGCAGGCUUAGGCAAUUGACCCCUUUCUACUUCCUGUUAACCUUGUUCCCAACAAUGUGAUGUAGCACAGCUUUGCUUCACACGAAACAUCAUCACGCUGGAUUAAACAUAUCAACUGUUUUAUUUUCAUGGUCCUUGUGUUCAAAAUAGCACACAGUCAGUCUCCUUUGUGUUGUUCUUUCUCUAAACAAAUGUGUCUGUUGAUAUGCGCCCUCUCCUGCCCCCUCAGCUGAUGAGAAUAUCACGCAGCUUCAGAUAGGCUGGUCUAUCUGUAACAAAACAGUUUAGUGGAGGCCAUGUUUGGAAGGUGGCAGUGGUUGUGUUUUGUCUUUUUCUACAUGGAUCUGAGACAGCAGGAGGACUGCUAAUGGCUUCUUUUUUUUUGUCUUCUCUCAACAUCUUUUGUAAAUGGAACAAAAAAAAAUAAAUGUUAGCUAUUUUUUUAAUCCAAGGUGAUUUCAUUUGAUAUUGUAGUCACUAAUGUGUCUUUUUGUGCACCGCGUGUGCCAAACUAAUUGUGUCAUUUAGAUGCACUUUUUUUGAAUGAUGGCUCAAUAAGUGAAAGUGAUGCAAAUUAGUUAAGGCUAUAAAUUCUCCACAUGA
Acanthopagrus latus (yellowfin seabream) is the source of this 5317-nucleotide messenger RNA. RefSeq names its product DEAH (Asp-Glu-Ala-His) box polypeptide 38 (gene dhx38). Lineage: Eukaryota; Metazoa; Chordata; Actinopteri; Spariformes; Sparidae. The record is from RefSeq and is a predicted model, not a curated record. Gene Ontology annotation, biological process: mRNA splicing, via spliceosome. Gene Ontology annotation, molecular function: ATP binding; RNA binding. The transcript has 27 exons. Gene Ontology annotation, cellular component: spliceosomal complex; intracellular anatomical structure. Bases 296 to 4084 code for a protein of 1262 amino acids.